AGAAAGUAAGGAUAGGGAUCCAGUAGAGACAAUUGUACAUGAAGCCGGAAGGGACCGAUAAGAUAGAGAAAAUAAAUUCCAAAGUAGUGGUGACGUGUAAACAUCAGAGCGGGAGUGAUCAGAAAAAGAAUUGAAUCACCGUUAAAAAAGAUGGGCAGAGAAAGUCUGACAAACAAACAAGAGAUUCAGAUAUUUGAGAGCGAGGAAAGCUCAUGGAGCAACGUUUUCAACUCUUCCUUCCACGCAACUUUCACGCUCUUCUUCUUCUAUAUAAUUUUUCGAUGUUUCCUUCCCGAAUCUUCACACCCAUCUCGCUCCAUUUCCGUGGCUGAAGCUGUGAUCUAUGGGGUCACUUCAUGGAAACGCUCCGAACCCAAUUUUUGAAAGGGCGAUGGGUGUUUGUUUUAAGGAUAAUCUGUCGACUACACUGAUUGGGCCUCUUCAAGUGCAAUUUGUGGGGAAAAAUCCCAGUUCAAACUGGGCGCGAUGUUCAAAAUUACCGUGUUCAUCUAUGCGAAAAGAUACUUCUGUGUCAGAAUCAAAGCCCAAUGCUCCGGGUCCUCUAUCGGUAUCCAUGGAGGAGGAAUUGGAACAUGUCAUCAGAUUCAAGAUGUCUGAUUUCAAGAUUCUCGAUUGUGUCAGCACUGGCCUUGGAGGUCGGGCGGAUGAAAUAGUUUUUGAAGCACUUGUGAAGAAUCGCCUUAGCCCUUUAUACAACACAAAGGUCGUGCUUCGAAGGCUUAAGACUACCCAGGCUCAGCGUAGAGGAAAAAGAGCUAUAGAAGUUUGUCUCUUAUCCAUAUUUUCUUGUAAAAAGACUUACAAACGAAUAAUAAGAUAUUAUGGUUCCGUUCAUGUGAAAUUUUUGGAUGGUAAUGUUAAUGCAGAUUUAUGCUUUCAAUUGUAGCAUCAUGGUAGUUUUUCUUUAAGGCAUUGGCUUCAACAGUCAGAUUGGCUUCCAACACUGGAAGCUACUCUUGCACUGGAUGAAGAGUCUGUCAGAAAGGUUGGUGAUACUACCACUGGAGGACCUGCAGUUUCACGCCACUCACGGCUCAUACGAGUAUUGAUGAGGGAUCUCUUGAUUGGAGUUAAUUACUUGCACAGCCAUGGGCUUGCACAUACUGAAUUGAGGUUGGAAAAUGUUCACAUAAGCCCAGUUGAUAGACAUGUCAAAGUUGGAAUUUUGGGAAAUGCAGCCUACUUCCAUGAAAAUUCUGAGAAUGAUAACACUACCGAAAAUGACUUGGAUCGACGGCAGAUGAUGAUUGCAUUUGACAUGAGAUGUGUGGGGUUCAUGAUGGCAAAGAUGGUUUUUCAGGAACUCAUGGACCCAUUGAUAUUCACAAAGUUUAAAUUGUUUUUCUCAAAGGGCCACGAUCCUUCAUGCUUGCGUGAAUAUUUGUUACGAGUCCUCGACCAUAGACUAUCAUCUGGAAAUGUCGGAUUUCAAAUACUUGAUAGAAAUUGGGGCGCAGGAUGGAACCUUCUGUCCUUGUUACUUGCAAACAAACCUUCUAAAAGAAUAAGCUGCUUAGAGGCUCUCAGGCAUCCAUUCCUGUGUGGACCAAGAUGGCGGAUAGCUCCAUCAAUGGAAAUUAUUAGAUGGGGCCUUGGUUCAACUGCAGUCCGAAUUACGGAGGAAUAUAUUUACAGCCUACCUCAGCGAAGAAAGCUUUCCCACUUCAUUGAGUUGAUGGAGAUGCUGACUCCUCAUUCAAAACCAAAGCAUUGGCAGGAGUUAAUCCCAGGAAAGUGGCGUUUCUUAUAUUCAACUGGGAGGCACAUCGGGCUCACCCUUCGUCAACCUCCCGCUAGAGUUCUUAUCGGAGAUGUGUGCUUGACAGUUGCUAGAGACUCUAAGCUAAACAAUCGCCUUUCAUUGACCUCAGACAUUAACUUCACAGUCAUGAGAGGUCGCAACUGGUCCCACAAUAAAAUCGGCAUCAACGGUAAACUGGUAAUUAACUCUUCCUCCAGAAUACAAGCUGGAAGAAGACUGUACCUGAAGGAAGAAAACACUGUUGCCCUUGGUCAGCCUUCUUUUGGUGAAUCCAAUGCAGAGCAUGUGCUGGCUCAGAAGUUGUCCAGUACGAGAUGGAGGAAGGUGAUUCCUUUUGAGGAGCUUCCAUCCAGCCUCCCAGCAGUGAAGCUCAUUUCAGGCGACAUUGAUUUGACAAUGAGUCUCGACAUUCCGCUGAGCGAAGACAUAGAUGCUGCAAGAAAUGUAAUUCGGGAAGUCCGGACACAAGUUCCACCGGCAUUGUUCGAUUUGUCGAAGUUUAUCUGUGGGACAUAUGUGGACUCCAGACUCCUGAUUCUUCGAUCUGUAGAUGGAUCUGCACUUUUAUUUACUAGAUCUUGCCUGCAUGAAAGCCAUAACAAAUGACGAUUGUUUUUUAGACUCAAAUUUUGUAACCAAAUUCAUUGUAAAGAUCCAUCCUAAAUUUAUAUCUAGUGGUUGGUAAACAAGCAAA
Messenger RNA from Cucurbita pepo subsp. pepo (vegetable marrow), 2477 nucleotides. The record is from RefSeq and is a predicted model, not a curated record. Lineage: Eukaryota; Viridiplantae; Streptophyta; Magnoliopsida; Cucurbitales; Cucurbitaceae.